Molecule: messenger RNA, 1182 nt
Organism: Exophiala xenobiotica
Lineage: Eukaryota; Fungi; Ascomycota; Eurotiomycetes; Chaetothyriales; Herpotrichiellaceae
Exons: 4
Coding region: 503-1003 (166 amino acids)
Source: RefSeq, a predicted model, not a curated record
CCUCAGUUACCUAGGUCGUACUUUACUUCCAAUUCCCAAAUUCCUCACCCUCGAUAUAUGCUGCAAUACGGCAUAUAGUUGCCCGCCCGCUCACUAUCGCAGGGCUUUCCGAAACUGCUCCUCUCCCUCGACCUUUUGUUUCACGUUUACACCUCCCACUCUGCUUGCAGUUUUGACGUACAGUUCAAAUUGUGGCGCCUAGCAAAAACAUGACUUCCACCAACUCAAGACGGAUAGUCAAUCCGGUGUUAUUGUACGUUCGUUCACAAAAGCUCUUCUUCUCAAGUCCCGUCCCGGUCUUGUGUGAAUGUAAAAGGGGUUUUGUUGUGCUAUUUGGCACAGGCAAAAGGCAAAAGCAAAGAUUUGACGACGUCUCUUGUUGCUGGUCAAAAGCCCAAUAUACUGACCGGACAUUGUGUUCGAUGGCAGUAUCUGCGACGUUCAAGAGAAGUUCCGUACAGCGAUAUGGGAAUUUCCCAAGGUCAUAUCUACCAGCGCAAAGAUGGUAAAAGCAGCCAAAAUCUUCAACAUGCCAAUCUACAUAACCACGCAAAACGCCUCCCGGCUCGGCGCAACCGUUAGCGAAAUCACCUCGGUCCUACCCACCGACUCCUCCGCCACGACCGAAGUCGACAAAACCGCCUUCUCCAUGCUCGUGCCCGAACUGACCUCCCAACUCGCCACGAACCCGGCCUCGCACCUCUCCGUCAUCAUAGUGGGCAUCGAAACGCACAUCUGCGUGACCCAGACGGCCUUGGACCUCCUCGCACUCGGGCACAAAGUCUACAUCCUGGCUGACGGUGUGAGCAGCUGCAAUGCAGGCGAGCGACCCGUCGCCCUCGCUCGGCUGGCACGCGAAGGAUGCACCGUCACGACCAGCGAGAGCUUGCUUUUUGAAUUGGUGGGUGAUGCGAAGGACGGCAAUUUCAAGGCCAUUUCUGGCCUGGUCAAGGAGACAAAGGACGAGACCAAGUCGGCUGUGGAGACCUUUUGUAAGCUUUAGUUCUUACCACAGGUGGUGUGUCGCCAGGAAGCCAUACAAGGGUAGGUAGAUAUUCAAGGAUGACCGUGGAAAGAGGAAGAAAUCAUUUUCGCCUGAAAACGACCUGUAGAUACUUUUUUGAAUUGAGAAUACGAAUAUUACCGCACCCGCUGGCAUACCUGCUUGCGGACAGCCUAAAC